CAGUCGCGGACAAACCGUCACGCAAGUUUCACCAAUUUAUUUAAACGCGAGUGUAUAUUAAUUUUAUCGUGAAAUAUUUCAAUAUAAAAAUUAAUUAUCACAAUGGAUUGUAUAAAAAAAAAUUUCAAUUAAAUUGUUUAAAUUUUUUUUCAAUUUUAUUUAUUUUUUUAACUUUUUUUUGGUGAUGAAAAAUUUAUUACAAUAUAUUUAAAUAAAAUGAUUUUUGAGGCAAUCGGACAUUAUUAUCAGCAAAAUAUAUAGAUAAUUUAUUGAAACAAUUAUUUAAAAUAUAUUUAUGUAUGAAAACAUGAAUAGCAUUGAGUGAUGUUAAUUGAUGUUUAUUUAAUAUUUAAUAAAUGAUAAUUGCUGGUAAAUCAACAAGGUACAUGUCAUCGAUUGAUUAAUGCCGAGAAGUGAAACUAAUGAAACGAGGCAACGCCGACGGACGGUGAUAUGCGUCGGCGUGGCUUCGACAAGUUAAAUAUAAAAUUGUGUUUGAAAUGAAAAAAAGUUACAUCAACUUUGUGAUUCGUAAUUAAUGUGAAUAUUAAUUUUGAAAAAGCUUAACAGUGCAUUUUUUUUUUCUACUUGUGAUCAGUGGUAAUUACAAUAAUACGUAACAGUGAUUUUUUUUUUUUUUUUUUUUUUUUCUAUAACAAAUAACAAAAAAAAAAAAAUUAAAUAACGAUAAAUAUAUUAUCAAAGUGACAGAGUUUAUAUCAUACUCGAAAGUUUGUUUUUAUUUUUUUUUAUUUAUCAGUGAAGCUUGAUCUUUCAUGCAAAGUUUAUUUAUUUAUUUAUUGAUGUUUUUUUUUUUCGCAUCGCGUUAAUGUUUCAAGGGUUGACGAGUGAAAAAAUAAAUAACAAGUGAAAAAAUAAUGUCACUAAAAUAUCAUAAAUGACAACGAUAGUGUUUUUGUGGUGAAGUUAUUUGUGGUAUAUUAUUGUGAAUUUAUAUAUUAUUAUAUAUACACUGAGUGACAAUAUAUAUAGUUAUUUGAUUUAAUGAAAUAUCAUACAAUGAAGGAAAAUCGUCGAAGAUGGCUGCGAGCCAUUUGGCCACUGAUAGCUGUACUGUCUCAUCAAUCAGAAUGCGCUGCAAAGGGAGGUACUGGUGGAUCAGUGAUUGAGCAUCAUCCGUCUUCGUAUUGGGAACAGCCAUUCAGCCAGCCAUACUUUGAUAAUUCAACAAAACGUGAAACGACAACGACUGUUGGCCAAUCGGCUUAUCUCUACUGCAGAGUUCGCAAUCUCGGUGAUCGUGCUGUAUCGUGGAUUAGAAAAAGAGAUUUACAUAUUUUGACAGUUGGAAUAUUGACAUAUACAAAUGAUCAAAGAUUCCAAGCUAUGCACAGUGAUGGCAGUGAUGAGUGGACACUAAAAAUAACAUCACCACAAGUACGCGACAGUGGAACAUACGAGUGCCAAGUAUCGACAGAACCAAAAAUAAGCCAGGCCUAUAAAUUAAGCGUAGUAGUAUCGAAAGCAAAAAUUGUGGGGAACGCUGAGCUAUAUAUCAAGAGUGGAAGUGACAUAAAUCUCACUUGCAUCGUUCUUCAGACACCAGAACCACCAUCUUUCAUAUACUGGUACAGAGGUGAUCAUGUAAUAAACUACAGUCAACGUGGUGGAAUCAGUGUUGUUACUGAAAAACAAACUAGAACAUCUCGUUUGCUCAUAUCACGAGCACUCCCAGCUGAUUCUGGAAAUUACACUUGUGCACCAUCCACUGCUGAAUCGGCUAGUGUUUUAGUGCACGUGCUGAAUGGUGAACAUCCAGCAGCAAUGCAACAUGGCAACUCGAGUAAUAGUGGUGCAGCAACAAGGACACUUGCAUUGUUGUUAUUAUUUUUGCAUGCUGGUUCAUUUGCAAGGUGACUGAUUGGUGAUUGGCAGUAACCACGUCAUUAAAUAUGACAUUUAAAAAGUGAUUACUUGCCCCUUAGCAUUUUUUUAUGAACAACCCAUAUACCAAUCUUCAUUUUUAUGUUUUUUUUUGCUUUUGAAUCCUCUUAUUCCCUUGUUCUUUUUUACUUCUUUAUCACUAUUCAAUUUCUAUAAAAUUCCCAUCAACAAAUAAUGAUAAAAGAAGAAGAAGAAAAAAAAAAAGGGUUUAUUCAAUUCUAUGAUCGCAUUUAUGUACUUAUCCUUAUUCCUCAAUAUAUACCUUCAUCAACAGCGAGUCAACUCCAUCUCCUCCUUGACGAUCAGUCUGGCCAAGCCCACGGCCUCGUUUUUCAACAAGAAAUUGUGACCCAACUCCUAAUCGUCGAUUUAUCGACAUUCAUUUGGAACGAUAAAAGACCGUGGACACAAUGGUUCAUGCCCCCAGCAUCGUGUGAACAUCCCCAUGAGAGGAUAAAAAAAAAAAAUAAUACUAGUAAAAAGUAAAAAAUAAAAAAAACAACAUCCCCAGUGAAAUCAGUUAAUCGAUUUUCAAUCGAGUGAGUUAUUUAUGUAUAUAUAUUUAAACUGACUCGGCUACAAAAUGAUAGUUAAGAAAAUGAUAAAUAUUUUUUUAAUUUUAAAAUUCAUUUUAACGUAUUAAUAUAUUGGUAUUUUUAUAUUUUAGUUUUUAAAAUGAUUGAUUUUUAUGUGUAUAAUGUAAUGAGAUUUUUGUGUAUACUGUGUAAAUGUAUAUUUUUUUUUCUUUUAUUUAUUUAUGAAUAUAAGUUUUUUUGUUUUUCUUUUUUAUAAAAAAGUGAUGUAUCAAUCUGUUUGACAACUUGACGGUGAGAGAAAAAAAAUAUAUAUUAUUGACAAUUGCGUGAAUCUCAUGGGAUAAAAUGACCUCUAAAAUAAUAUAAAAAAAAAAUAUAUAUAAUAUUGCAUUCAUCGAUCAAAUUAUUUUGUUUGAGAUUUAUCUUUGCAAAUGUUUUUGAAUUUUUGAAGAAUUGUUUUUUUUUUUUUCGGUUUUUGAAUUUUUAUCACGCAAAGUUAGUGUACGAUCGAUUCCCCCGGGGAAAUUCAGUGGCUAGUAACAGAUAUCAUGCUUGACGAGGGACAGACGGAAUCAUCGAGUGAGAAAAUGAAUCUUGUCUGAUGAAAAUGAUAUAUAUAAAAAAGAAAACUCAUGCGAAAUCAAAACGAAAAAUAAUAAAAAAAAAAAAAAUCAUUUCAUCUCGUCUGUACAUGGCUCACCAGAUUUCUUUCUUUUUUUUUUUUUUUUUAUUUCUAUAACCCAAGAGUUAUUAAGUAUUUCUCAUCUCUACAAAUAAUUCACUUUUUUUUUGCCGUUUCAAUACUGAUAUGCUCUCAUUAAAAUGUCUCGUGAAGUUAUACCGUUCUUCAUAACUUUUAUAUCAAAAUUUUUUUUAUAACUAUUAUUUUAUUUUUUUUUAUUUUUUAAUCACCAUCGUGUACAAUUACCAGAAUUGAGAAUAAAAAUUCGACACUUGAACGUAAUAACUCUUGUUCGUGUCAUAACUCUCGAUCGUGUCGUUGACUCAAAUCGCCAUCACUUAAUUGUAUCCCAACGGCAUUUAUAAAUGACGAACCAUUCAGGUACUAAAAUUAAUGACACCCGAUCAUGUCGAUAUAAAAAAAAAGUAUAUAAAAAAAAAUAACAAAUUAAAUUGUAGUUACAUCGUUCGACAAAUUGAAUUUAACAUGCUUUUAAAUUUCUCAAAAAAAAAAAAGAAACGAAGGCAAAAAAAAAGGCAAAUAAAAAAAAGUCGGUAUUAUUUAAAUAUUUAAAUGUGGAAAAUUUAAUUUUAGCUAAAAUCAUAUAAAUUUAAUAAAAUUAAAAAUAAAUUACCAUACAUAAUAUUUAAUUUUUCGUUUGUAUAAUAUUUUAGUUUUAUUAUUCAUAAAAUAAUAUAUAAUAUUUUCUCUCACAGUUGAUCUGUAUGCUUAAACAUACUAAAAUAAUUAAAAACUUAUACCGAGUUCAGUUUAAAUAUAUAUAUAUUAAUAUAUAUUCAUGUAUGAUGAUUAAAAUCAAAGUGAAUAUCAAAAAGACAUUUGCAUAAUAUCAAUGAAUCAAGUAUGUAAAAAUAAAAAAUAAAUUGAAUAUUAAAAAAAUAUAAUAUUGUUGAUAUGCUAUAAGGAUAAGUUUGGCUGAUAUAUAUUCAUCAUGAUAAAUAUGUCGAUUGAAUAUAAGGGGUAGUUCAAUAGUUGUGUUAGUAAUCGUUGGGUUCCAAUAAUAUUCGCUGUAAGUGAGGUGAAUAUAUUCCUCAUUCCGUUAAACCCUCUAUCUUCGUCAUCGUCGUCGUCGUAGUUAUACAUGAACUCGAGAAUUAAUGAGCCCACGAUAAACCAUCCACAUAUCCAAUUUAUAAGUUUUAAUUAUUUUAAAUGUGCAGCUCAACUAGUCAGUGAGUAUAUAUUGCCAAUGUGAAAUAUAAAUUUUGACAUGUCAAAAUAAAUAUUUAAAAAAAAAUAAUAACAAAAAAAAUAAAAUACAAAAUUUUGACAAUGAUUGAUAUUAAAUAUUUUAAAUUGACUGACAAAAAUAAUAAAUAAAUAUAAAAAUUUAGUUGUCACUCAGUUAAUGAGAGAGAGAUGUGAAUUUUUUAUGAUAAACAUAAAUAAUUCUGACUUAACAAGGUGCAUAUUGAACAUAAAAAUAAUGAAAAAAAAAAAAAUUAUAGAAAAUUUAUAAAACUGAACGUAAAUUAAAGUUUUUAAUAAUAUAAAUAAAAAAAUAUAAUUUUAAUGAAUUAAUAAAAUUUAAAAAAUGAUAAAAUUUAAAAGAUAAAAGAAAAAAAACAUUGUAAAUUUACUGGAAUUUAUAAUAUGUGUGAAUAGAUAAAUUAAAUUAAUAUAAAAAAAAAUAAUAUUUCUUGUUUUAUCAAAAAUAAAAAAAGUUAAAUAAAUUUAAUCAGUAAAAAUAUAAUUAUAAAUUGUAUUUGUAUAAUAUGUGUACGUGUAUCCAUUGGAUAGAUUCACAGUUGAGUUGAUCAGAAUGCUGUGACAAUAAAUCAUUUAAAUAAUUACAUCUUUUGUGUAAAAUUUUUAAAUAAAUUCAAUUCAAAAUUAACAAUAAAAUCAAAUAAAUAAAUUUUACAAAAGAUAAUUAAUGCACCAUUCUGAUCAAUUUAAUUUGCUGUAAAUAUAUUUUCAACUAAGAAUGCAUUUAAAGAAAAAAAAAAAACCUACUUUGUAUGAAUGUGAAAUGAUUGUUCUACAAAGAAAAAAAAAAGAGAAACUUGAACUUAAAAAUAAAACAAAACAAAAAUGAAAAAAUAAUAUUUAAAAAAAUAGCGAAAUUCGCUAGCCUCACUGUAUAUGAUAAUAUAUAAAGUAGAUUUUAUUAUAAAAAAAAAAUAGAAAAAUAAUAAAAAAAAUAUAAAUAUAAUGAAAAAUUAAUAAUGUAAACAAGAAUAAAUAUGUCACAUAAAUCCAAUGAAUUAUACAGGCAUGUGCACGAUUAUCAGUGAAUCGAUUUGAGUAAUGAUGGCUUCACUGUUAUGUCCAGCUUUUUAAAUCUUAAAAUAGAUGCAUUACACGAAUGGUAAAUAUCAACAUCAAAUGAACUUAAUUGAAUAUGCUCGCAUUACAAAUUUAACUCGGCCAUGUAACAAUUCCAAUAAUUAAAAUAAAGCCUGAAUAUAAAAAAAAAUCAUAUAAACGAUAUAUAAAAAAAAAAUAAAAUAAAAAGAAAAAAUAAAAAGGCUAACAGAUAUAUAGGAUGAUAAAUAAAUAUCUGAAAUUUAAUUUGUGAAAAAAAAAAAUGAAAAAAAAUUGUAAUCAAAGUUUAUAUUCAUGUUAUAAAUUUGUUAAUUAAUUUUUUUUUUUCUGUUUAUUCUAGUAGAAUGUUUAUAUUUCGUUACAUGAGUUUGAAAAGUAAAUAAAUAAAUAAAUUUAGUCUCUUCAAUAGACAACAAUUGUGUCAAGUGAUAAAAAUGUUUUUUUUUUUUUGUUUUCUGUUUUGUUUCUUUCACUUGAAUGCACAUUUUUAUACCGUGUUUCAAUUGAAAUGAUAAAGCAUUGCGAAUAUAAAAGAGUAAAAAACAAUUUGGAAAGUUUUUUCGUUUUUUUUUUUUUUAUUUAAUUGUCGACAUUAUUUUUCACACAAUAGAACGUAUAUACGCUUGUAAAAUUUUUAGCGAUACUUUUGUAAAUUCAAUACAGAAUUUACCUGUACAGUUCGCUGAAAAAUGUAAAGAUUAUUGAGAAAAAUAAAAUAAUGAACAAUUGAAGAGAAUAAACGAUAUGAUUUAAAGUAUGACUGGUAGUUAAUAAAAUUAACAAUAAAAAAAAAAAAAAC
Aphidius gifuensis is the source of this 6211-nucleotide messenger RNA. RefSeq names its product hemicentin-1-like. Bases 1006 to 1878 code for a protein of 290 amino acids. Gene Ontology annotation, biological process: synapse organization. Gene Ontology annotation, cellular component: neuron projection membrane. NCBI's taxonomy places the organism in Eukaryota, Metazoa, Arthropoda, Insecta, Hymenoptera, Braconidae. The record is from RefSeq and is a predicted model, not a curated record. The transcript is spliced from 7 exons.